Emiliania huxleyi CCMP1516 is the source of this 1020-nucleotide messenger RNA. RefSeq lists its product as hypothetical. The transcript is spliced from 2 exons. Gene Ontology annotation, molecular function: hydrolase activity. The record is from RefSeq and is a predicted model, not a curated record. The coding region runs from base 1 to 1020 and encodes 339 amino acids. NCBI's taxonomy places the organism in Eukaryota, Haptophyta, Isochrysidales, Noelaerhabdaceae.
AUGUUGGAAGGACACGUGCCACGCCUCGCGGUCACGCUCGGCCUGCUCGAAGGCGGCGCGGCUUCGGUAGACCCGCCGGCCAGCGCGGAAGGUGUCCGCCGCCCGCUCCUCGGCCCGCGCCUCCCGAAAAAGAAAACCCGGCCACAAAAAGCCUUCCGCGCUAGCCGAAUGGAGGCUGGAGUGCGAUCUUUGGUGAUGCUCAUCAUCGCGCUGCUGCCACUCGCGCGGUCUAUCGCGCUCCCCGCUGCAGUCAGCCGCGCGGUUUGGGCAUCGCACCACCUGUUCGAGCGGCCGCUGCAGACUGCCGUACUCGAGGAUCUGGCGAAUGUGAAGGUCCCUGCCGAAGAAGACCGCGAGAUUCUGGCCUUUGCGGCGCGGCCAAAGGUGCCGCGGGGUGGGGCCCUGCCAGUGCUGCUCGUGCUUCACGAGUUCUGGGGACUCUCCGGCUCAAUUGUGGACAAAGCACAGGGUCUCGCUGACGAACUGGGCUGCCUGUGCAUCGCGCCUGACUGCUUUCGCGGUGAGACCACCGACUUCGUACCAAAGGCGAUCUGGCUUGCGCUGUCCACACCUCAGCAGCGCGUCAACGCAGACUUGGCCGCGGUGCUGCGCUGGGCCGCAUCGCAGGACGGUGUAGCGGAAAACUUCCCAGUCGGGGUACUCGGCUUCUGCUUUGGAGGUGGCAAGGCGAUUGGCUUUACGACUACAAUGCGCCCUGACGCGGCGACCGUCGUGUUUUAUGGCGAGCCGGUACUCAAGGUCGAGGCUCUGGCCGCACUGAGCGCUCCCGUGUGCGGCAUCUAUGGGGCGGAGGAUCCGCAGCCAACAACAAACCGAGCGGCAGCGGCGCGCUUCCGGUCGGCGCUGGCAGAGGCUGGGGUCGAGCACGAUGUUACUUGUUACGAAGGCGUUGGGCACGCCUUUUGGAAGGACAUGGGGCAGAUAGAGCGACGAGAGACGCCACAAAUCGCGGCGUGGCGGCAGAGCACCACCUUCCUGCGCACCUUCUUCGACGGGUGA